Tupaia belangeri chinensis (Chinese tree shrew) is the source of this 1391-nucleotide messenger RNA. RefSeq names its product endomucin (gene EMCN). Lineage: Eukaryota; Metazoa; Chordata; Mammalia; Scandentia; Tupaiidae. The transcript is spliced from 10 exons. Bases 171 to 911 code for a protein of 246 amino acids. The record is from RefSeq and is a predicted model, not a curated record.
UGUAUUUCCUCCCGUUCUUUAUCAGAGCCCCCAAAAUAAGUAGGAAUGGGUAGUGGCUGUCCACAAGCAGUAUACCUUUUCCAUUUGCUAGUAAGGGCCUUCCAGGCUGAGAGGGAGUUGUCUCUGCCUGACUCUGGAGAGAGAAGUCCCUCAGACCAUCCAGAGGCACCAUGGAACUGCUUCAAGUGACAAUUCUUCUUCUUCUUCUGUCUCAUCUCAGCAGCAGUGAAAACCACACAGGAACAACCGGCAAUGAAGUAUUACAAACAGUCCUGACGUCAACAGUUCCUUCAUCAACAACAGUAAAAGGUGAUGAAUUAAAUGUUACAACCAAUGGUGUCAAAAAGAAUGAGUCCACCAUUAUGAAUACAACAGUGACAAAUCUUCCACUUUUAAAUACUGUUCCCACAUCACAAAGUCCCCAAAAUAAGACUGAGAAUCAGAGUUCAAUUGGAACAACAGAAAAAACAGUUAGCACUCUACAACCAAAUGCAUCAACCUCCGAAGCCAGUGUGUCCUCUUCCAUACCAACAACGAUUCCAGAAAACACUUUGCAGUCUCAAGGUACUGAGAAUGGCAAAAAUGCAAGUGCUUCAGCAACCAGUCCCUCGUAUUCUAGUAUUAUUUUGCCUGUGGUUAUUGCUUUGAUUGUAAUAACACUUUCAGUGUUUGGUCUGGUGGGUUUGUAUCGAAUGUGCUGGAAGACAGACCCAGGCACACAGGAAAACGGAAAUGAUCAACCCCAGUCCGAUAAGGAGAGUGUGAAGCUUCUCACUGUAAAGACAAUUUCUCAUGAGUCCGGCUUGAUCUUCAGCUUCGAUGCUGCAGGGGUGGAAGGCAGACAAGCCUGCGGAAUCGGUCCUGACUUCUCACCGUGCUCACCAGUCUGUACCAGUCAUCUCUCCCAGUAACGUGCUGUGGGGUUGGAGAGAGUCAAGAAGAAUCCUUGCAUCCCCUGUCCUCUGUAAGAGCACAUUACUCCGUUUUAUAGGAGCAUUCCUAGGAGAGUGGACUUUGAAAGGGGUGCGAGUGAGCAGUGAAUCCGACAGCCCAGGCAGAGCGGCUCACUAGUAGCACACCCCCCUUCUCUGGUUUAAAGUUUUCAGGGCUGACAGUUUUGAUCCAUGGAGACUUUCCUAACCCUCUCAGUGUUCUUAUAUUACCUAACGUUUGUAUUUAUUGUUUUCCACUGUGUUGAUGCAGAGAACAUGGGCGAGUGUAUUAUUAAAUAUUAGGUAGAAAUCAUUCCAUGCCACUUUGUACAUACAAAUAUUUCAUUCAUAUUUUCACAAAUUGCUUUUGUUCAACACUGUAUUCAACACAUUAAAAAUAUCAUAAUGUGGGGCCAGUCGGUGGCAUAGUGGCUAAGGCCCUGGGCCCCCAAAUGACUG